UCCGUAAGGAUGGGAGCCAACAGUUGCUCUACGAUGUUCCGACCACGCAGUGGUUGCCGUCAUAAGUUGGUUCACUUUAUACUCCACUCGAUUUUAUACAGUUCCUGGGCUCUUGGCAUAUUUCCAUUCACGUACACCUCGAAGAAAAGAAGACUGCGCCGCUCCAAGUGGCUCUUGACAUAUGGAAUUACCUUCAACACGAUUCUUGUGAUCCUGAUGGUGCGACCCCAUGGCGGAGAAGGGGAACCCAUGGCGAAUGACCCCAAGUUGGAUGUGUUUCAGCGCAACUUUGUGCUGCGGCAAAUCAGCGUGAUACUGGGCACUGGCGGAGUGAUUACGAUAUGUGUGACUUAUCUGCGAACCUUCUGGAGGAGCAGAGACCUGUGCAGGAUCUACAACCAGCUGCUGAAUUUGGAAGUGAAGUACUUUGCAGAUUAUGCAGUGGAGUGCCCAACCUUCGAUCGAUAUGUUAUCCGAAAGGGUUUACUCAUAUUCGGAGGGGUGGUAUCCACAUUGGUCAUCCACAUUGGUAUGCCCAACGAGUCAGUUUCACUCGCGAAGAUGGGUUGCUUUAUGUUGGCCAUACACUUCCACCUGGGCGUGGCAUUCAUCUACCGUUUUGUGUGGUUCAUCAACCGAGAACUUCUGGACAUGGCCAAUCGCCUAAGGGUCAAGCCGGAGGGAAGCUCCUCUCGUGUUCGCCUGCUCCUCUCACUCUACUGCCGCCUGCUGGACCUCAGCACACGACUUACCGCAUGCUAUGACUACCAGACGGCUAUGAUGAUGACCAUCUUCUUGGGCGGCAACAUAAUCGUCUCCUUCUACAUGAUCGUCUUCAGCGUCAGCCUCAGCCAGAUGUCCGUCUUCGUAAUGCUGAUCAUGUUUCCCCUGGCUUUGGUCAACAAUUUCCUAGACUUCUGGCUGAGCAUCGCCGUAUGUGACCUGGCAGAGCGGACGGGCAGGCAAACCUCCACGAUACUGAAGCUAUUUAAUGACAUGCAAACAUUAGACAAAGAGCUGGAACGCAGUCCAUCGCCGUUUGAGGUUCCAUCACUGUGGACUGUUCUACGUCAAUUUUGA
Molecule: messenger RNA, 1080 nt
Organism: Drosophila guanche
Lineage: Eukaryota; Metazoa; Arthropoda; Insecta; Diptera; Drosophilidae
Product: putative gustatory receptor 22d
Exons: 2
Coding region: 10-1080 (356 amino acids)
Biological process (GO): sensory perception of taste
Cellular component (GO): membrane
Source: RefSeq, a predicted model, not a curated record